UGUCUCUGGAUUAAAGCCAGAGUCAACUUUGCCGACAUCUAAUCAAAUAGCAGGGGAAACCAUUUGUAAUUCUGACUUCAGUUAGAAGUUCCUGGGAGGCCCUGUGUAGACCCAGCCUAGCUGAGUACUGAUUCAUUUUGAUGUGAGUGGGAAGAAUGGGGGAGAUUCGCAGCUUUGUCCUCAUCACUGUUGCUCUGAUUCUGGGCAAGGAGAGCUGGGUCCUCGGAGAUGAGAACUGUUUGCAGGAGCAGGUCAGGCUCAGGGCUCAGGUGCGCCAGCUUGAGACCCGGGUCAAACAACAACAGGUGGUGAUUGCACAGCUCUUGCACGAGAAGGAGGUCCAGUUCCUGGAUAGAGGACAGGAGGACAGCUUCAUUGACCUUGGAGGCAAGAGGCAUUACGCAGAUUGUUCAGAGAUUUACAAUGAUGGAUUUAAACAUAGUGGGUUUUACAAAAUCAAACCUCUUCAGAGUCUGGCAGAAUUCUCUGUUUAUUGUGAUAUGUCUGAUGGAGGAGGAUGGACUGUAAUUCAGAGACGAUCUGACGGCAGUGAGAACUUUAACAGGGGUUGGAACGACUAUGAAAAUGGCUUUGGAAACUUUGUCCAAAGCAAUGGUGAAUACUGGCUGGGUAACAAAAACAUUAACUUGCUGACUAUGCAAGGAGACUACACUUUAAAAAUCGACCUGACAGACUUUGAGAAAAACAGCCGCUUCGCACAAUACGAAAAAUUUAAAGUUGGCGAUGAAAAGUCUUUUUACGAACUGAAUAUUGGAGAAUAUUCUGGCACCGCCGGAGACUCCCUGUCGGGAACAUUUCACCCUGAAGUGCAGUGGUGGGCUAGUCACCAAACAAUGAAGUUCAGCACACGGGACAGAGACAACGACAACUACAACGGGAACUGUGCUGAGGAGGAACAGUCUGGCUGGUGGUUUAACAGAAGCUCAUGUAGCCAGGUUGGCAGAAUCAGAGGCAGAAGCGUCCAUGCCUAGCUGACAUCAGAGUGGUAUAUUCAAUGCAGAUACAACGAGCUUAAGGUGUCACUCUGCAAACCUGAACGGCGUGUACUACCAAGGUCCCUACAGAGCAGAAACCGAUAAUGGUGUUGUCUGGUACACCUGGCGUGGGUGGUGGUAUUCCUUGAAAUCUGUGGUUAUGAAAAUUAGGCCCAGUGAUUUUAUUCCAAAUAUCGUUUAGUUGUCCCAUUGGGAUCUGCUUUCUGUGAUUCAUCUUGGUUUUUAAAUGUUUGAAAAAAAUAUACAAUUCUGAAUAAUA
Messenger RNA from Rattus norvegicus (Norway rat), 1275 nucleotides. It is a transcript of the gene Fgl1, whose product is annotated as fibrinogen-like 1. Gene Ontology annotation, biological process: signal transduction; blood coagulation. Gene Ontology annotation, cellular component: extracellular region. Lineage: Eukaryota; Metazoa; Chordata; Mammalia; Rodentia; Muridae. The record is from RefSeq and is a predicted model, not a curated record.